AUGCCCACCAUCGGCGUCCUCAGCCUGCAGGGCGGCUUCCAAGAACACCUCACAGCCCUCGCCCGCGCCGCCGCCUCCCUCUCCGCCUCCGCCCCCUCCGCCCCCGCCUUCACCCCGACGCCCGUCCGCACGCCCGCCGACCUCGCCCGCUGCGCCGCCCUGCUGAUCCCCGGCGGCGAGUCGACGACCAUCGCCCACCUCGCCGCCGAGUCGGCCCUGCUCGACCCGCUGCGCGCCUUCGUCGCCGCCGGCCGCCCCGUCUGGGGCACCUGCGCCGGCGCCAUCCUGCUCGCCGACGAGGCCGUCGCCGCCUCGGCCAAGAAGGGCGGCCAGGCCCUCAUCGGCGGUCUCGCCGUGCGCGUCCACCGCAACCACUUUGGCCGCCAGAUCGAGUCCUUUGUCGCCGACCUCGAGCUGCCCUUCUUGCGUGGUGGCCACGAACAACAACAACAGCAGCAGCAGCCGGCGCGUCUCUUUAGCGGCGUCUUCAUCCGCGCUCCCGUCGUCGAGGCCGUGCUCGACCCCGCUGCCGUCGAGACCCUGGCGAGGUUGCCGGGCCGCAAGACGCGCGCCGGCAUCGACCGGCCGAGCGAGAGCGAUGGCGAUGCCGAGGCGGGAGACAUCGUGGCCGUGCGCCAGGGGAAUAUCUUUGCGACGAGCUUCCACCCAGAGCUGACGGAUGAUAUUCGGGUGCACGUGUGGUGGCUCGGCGAGGUGGCAAACUACCUCGAGAAGGAGACGGCGUGA
This is a messenger RNA of Verticillium nonalfalfae, 747 nucleotides long. RefSeq lists its product as uncharacterized. Gene Ontology annotation, biological process: pyridoxine metabolic process; pyridoxal 5'-phosphate biosynthetic process. Lineage: Eukaryota; Fungi; Ascomycota; Sordariomycetes; Glomerellales; Plectosphaerellaceae. Gene Ontology annotation, molecular function: glutaminase activity. The transcript has a single exon. The record is from RefSeq and is a predicted model, not a curated record. Bases 1 to 747 code for a protein of 248 amino acids. Gene Ontology annotation, cellular component: glutaminase complex; cytosol.